AUGAUUGAGGUAGUCUGCAACGACCGUCUGGGGAAGAAGAUAAGAGUAAAGUGCAAUCCGGAUGAUACCAUUGGUGAUCUCAAGAAGCUGCUAGCAGCACAAAUAGGUACUCGACCAGAGAAGAUCAGGAUUCAAAAAUGGUACAAUGUGUAUAAGGAUCACAUCACAUUGGCUGAUUAUGAGAUUCACGAUGGGAUGGGCCUGGAGCUAUACUACAACUAA
Perkinsus marinus ATCC 50983 is the source of this 222-nucleotide messenger RNA. Its product is annotated as ubiquitin, putative. The transcript is spliced from 2 exons. The record is from RefSeq and is a predicted model, not a curated record. Gene Ontology annotation, molecular function: protein tag activity; protein binding. NCBI's taxonomy places the organism in Eukaryota, Perkinsozoa, Perkinsida, Perkinsidae. Gene Ontology annotation, cellular component: cytoplasm; nucleus. Bases 1 to 222 code for a protein of 73 amino acids. Gene Ontology annotation, biological process: mRNA splicing, via spliceosome; protein modification process.